This is a messenger RNA of Mizuhopecten yessoensis (Yesso scallop), 1882 nucleotides long. RefSeq lists its product as uncharacterized. Bases 77 to 958 code for a protein of 293 amino acids. The record is from RefSeq and is a predicted model, not a curated record. NCBI's taxonomy places the organism in Eukaryota, Metazoa, Mollusca, Bivalvia, Pectinida, Pectinidae. The transcript has 2 exons.
UCUUACUUUUUACUUGUUUUCCUAUACUGUUUUACUCAAAAUAUUUCAAAUACCAAAAGAUGAGGAGGAGGACGCUAUGGAGGAAAUUCCUGAGGAUGUAGAUGAAGAUGACGAUGAUGAUGAUGACAUUCAAACGUCCAUGACACGAGCAUCAGAUGCCAAACGACACAGCAUACAGUCCACUGGGUCAUCUUUCAAACGCAGCACUGACUCUGAAUUGGGGUCAAGGAGUUCACUAAUGUCAUCCAGGGGGUCUUCUGUUCAUUCUUUCAAAACAAGGCAAGAUCCUACAACAGAGGUUGGGUUAGGACAAACCGUAACAGACGACUUGACUACUUCACCCCGAACAAAACCAGCAGCCUCUGUUCGGAGACUGGCAGAAGCAGACACAGCAUCUGGCUUACAUAGUUCUUCAGUAUCACUUCGUAAAUCUACUGGCUCUGAAUUCGGUUCUCAAAUGCAACGUGGUAUGAACAAAUCCUCAGCAUCUGUCCGUCAAUCUUUGGAUGCUGAAAAAGAAUCAAUUGUUCAGCAGUCCCUAACAGGUUCAUCAGCAUCCCUCCGCAAAUCUGUCAAUACUAGGUCAAAAUCAAAUGUUGGAUCAUCCGCAUCUAUCCGCGAGUCUAUUGAUGAAGAGCUGGAGUCAAACGCUCAGAAGAGCAUCAGAGGGUCAUCUACCUCUCUCCGAUCUUUGAAGGCUGAACAGGAAUCAAGCACUCAAAAAAACAUUAGUGGAUCAUCAACAUCUCUUCGCAGAUCUGAAGAUGCAGGAUUUGGAUCUCAAGUCACUGUAAAAUCCAAGCAGGCAGUGAAACCAGUGUUCUUCUCCUCCGAAGAAGAAUCAAGUAAGAUGGCGUGUGUUUUUAGAUGUUCGCUGUGUGGCCUAUUCCCAAGGCCAGUCAUCUUAAAAGGCUGCUUUGUUUGCCUGCCAGAUCCCAAUCCAACAUGUUUAGCCUAACUACAUGUAUCUCCUUCCAACUGCCUCCAAAUCUUUCUGAUGAUGCUUCCCAAGAAAGUAUUGAUGUUAUCAAAUCAUUUUCCCGAAUCCUGCAACCAAGUCUGCUUUGUUCAAAAUGCUGCCAGGAAUCCCAUGUAUUGUUUCCAAACAUCGUAACCAGAACGUUUAUCUGUGAUGACUUUAGUUCAGAUGUGCGAGUCUGACUCUCAAAAGAUAUUUUUCAGUCACAAAAAAAUCUUGUAUCAGCUCUGUUUCGUCCUCAUUUUUGUGUUGCACAAUGCAGCAGUGACGUUGAGUAUAAUUCUCGAGAGAAGACAAACUAACUUGUGACAGAAAUAUAUCUUUGAUAUAUAAAUGGAUAUAUAACCGAGUGGUAUGUUUAUAUGUGGGUUGUUGUCUGUAGCAUGGGUGUAUGUUAUGGUUCAAUAGAAGUUGUGAGAUUAUAAUGGUUAUGAUGUCCACGAAUCCUGUUUAAUCAACACUUACCAGUGGUAACCAUGGAGAUUUCAGAGUUGUGUUUUGUACAAGUCACUUCGUGAUAUGUUUGUUUGUCUGCAUGUUUAUAAGAAAUAAUCACAUGGUAAAAAAAAUCAGUGCUAUAGUUGGGGGGCUUUUGAAUCAAGAUUUUGGGUAAAUAUUCACUCACAAGAGUAAAAUAUCUAUUCUAAUUGAAUUAUAUUGCAAUACAUUUGUGAUUGUCACCUUAACAAGGUACGACCUUGGUCUGAUAAAACUGACUUAAACAUUGACAUUUUUUCCUGUGGUUAGUGCCAUUUGAAGAAAUUUUGGGUGAUGUCUAGAAAAAUAUGCAAAUUUUUGCUACCACAUUUAGAAUGGUUAACUUAAAAAUACUGCAAUAGGUUGCUUUCAGACUUUCAUUCUGUUUUAAAUGUGGUUCCUAAAUGUAAUCUAUAAGGAUUUUGU